AUGAAGGUGAUUUUAGGGAAGAAAGGCCUCAAGACCAAGAGUGCCAGCGAAGUUGGCAAGAAGAAGGUGGAUUAUUUCCGUGGCAAGGACUUCAAAAAGUUCCUCCUGGAGAACGACACCAUCUUAACAAAGAAAUGCUCCAAAGCUUUGGAGGAGACCUUAGAAGGCAACGUGCCGGAAAGCGACAAAGAUGUGGAGAAGUUGGGCAAUGAGCUGAUUUCCCGGAACUUCUGUUACAAGGCAAUGUACAAGCCCUUGAACCCCACCUCCAAAUCCGACGACGGCUCCGAAAAGAAGCCCAAGAAGUGGCCGGACCGUUUGGGACGAACUCCCAAUCAGAGCUUCGAUUGCGAAGGGUUCUACGUGAUCACCUACGAGAGCGGCACCGGCUUGCAGCACUUCCUUCUAGCGUUGAUCAUCGGUGGGGUUCUCCUCGCCUGCAUGUUCCCCGUGUGGCCCAUGUGGGCAAAGGUGGGAGUCUGGUACCUCAGCGUGAUUUUUCUGACGCUGUACUUCAGCGUGCUGAUCCUUCGAAUGGUGAUCUUCACCAUGUUCUGGGUCAUAGGCUUUGAUUUCUGGAUCUUCCCCAACCUGAAUGAUGAGUACUGCGGCUUGCUGGACUCCUUCCAGCCCUUCUACUCCUGGGAGAAACGAAAGGACGACGCGCUGAUGCUCUUAGUGAGAUUUGUCAGCUUGGGCAUUGCUGCCGUAGCCAUCCAGCAGAUCGCAGAGAACACUUCCUUCGAGGAUGUGCAGGACUUGGUGAAGAGUUCCUAUGCCGAUGUGUUGGCCUGGGGUGUUGACAAGCUCACCGCCCUGCCUGGCUCGGAGAAGGAAGCGCUGCCCAGUGUGGAAGAGCUGCAGAAAGAGAAGGAUUUGGAGGAUAGCGAAGGCAACGUCACCGGCGUCACCGCCGAAAUGGCGGAAGACGAUGACGACGACAAGGCCGACAACGCAGCGCCUGCGCCCGCGCCAGCUGAGGGUCAACUGGGCUACCGCGGCCGUGAGGGCCGUGAGGGCCGCGAGGCUCGGCCGGAGGCUCGGAGCCGCAGCCGGAAAGGCCAGCCACGGCGCUAUGUUAUUUCGGUGAGUGCCUGUACCGACAGCGAGGAGGACUCGGAAUAUGAGGACGAGUACACAUCCUACAGCUCCGAAGAGGAACCCCCGAAGCCACCGCCCAAGGAGAAAGAUGAGAUCCAGCAUUUCAGUUGGAAGCGUGGCCUGUUGAUGAAGAACGAACGCUACCUCGUGGACGACUUCCUCGGGGACGGUACCUUUGGUCGGGUGCUGCUGGCGCGGGAUACGAACCGCGAGAGGAACCGCGGCGAGGUGGCCAUCAAAGUCAUUCGCAACGUGGAGAAGUACACGCGCAAUGCGCAACGUGAAGCUGAGAUCCUGAAGGACAUCAGGCUGGAGGAUGGCCACAAAUGCGGUUGCGUGCGGCUGCACGAAACCUUCUUCCACGAAGAGGAGGAGGAGCGCUUCUUCUGCCUGGUCUGCGAGGUGCUGGGGAGGUCCUUGUACGACCUGUUGAAGCAGAAUCGCUACCGCGGAAUGUGGAUCCAGGACAUCCAGAGCGUGGCCAGGCAGUGCCUGGAGGCACUGCGAUUUCUCCACGAGGACAUGCGGCUGACGCACACGGAUCUGAAGCUCGAAAAUGUGCUGUUUUGUUCUCCUGACUUCGAGACCAGCCAUUUCCCAAGAGAGGAGUUUUGGCAGGCGCAGAAUCAGCACAAGUCCGCAUCCUCCCGGAGCCGCGUGGAAUAUGUCAGGCCCAGCUCAACAGUGAUCAAGUUGAUCGACUUCGGCAAUGCCACCUACGAGUCGGAACAUCACUCGGCCAUCAUCAACACCAGGCAGUAUCGUGCUCCUGAAGUAAUCCUCUCCAUGGGUUGGAACGAACAGUCGGAUCUGUGGUCCACGGGUUGUAUUGUUAUGGAGCUCUACACGGGUGAGCUGCUGUUCCGAACCCACGAGAGCUUGGAGCACCUGGUGCUGAUGGAGCGCUGCCUGGAGAGGUUUUCGCAGGAGUUGCUCUCCAAGGCCAGCCGUCGGCCGGAUGGCCGCUUCGUGGUGAAGGAUCCUGUGAGUCGCUGGCAACUGCGCGUCCCGUCUUCCGAGUCCUUGGGCAAGGCGAUGCGACGGGGGUGUCGGCAUGGUACAUUGGACAAUGCAAGGAAGCAAGAGAUAGGUGGUGGUCAGUUGUUGUACAAAGGUUCUGGCGGCGGAUCCUUGCAGAUUUGUUUUUUGAAGGCGCCUUAUCUUCGUGUUGGUCAGCUGGUGUCGUUUUCCAUUAGAGAUGGUGUGGCUGUUGACGUUGCACCCUUGGAUGCGACAGCAUUGAGCAAUGAGAAAGCGAUGGAAAUUGAGGUGCCGAGAAGCUCUCAGCAGGAGCGAUCAGUUCGAAAGCUUUAUCGCAGCAUAGCGCGAUUUCGCAAUGCAGACGUGGACGAACGGGAUCAACUCAUCACAGGCGCAGAAGAAUCAUUGCAGCAGUAUCUUGAGUCCAGCGAGGUGGAUGGUGAUGCCAUUUGUGCCUUGGUUCUUCGUUGCAGUGGUUGGCUGCAUCCUCCGGCCUCUCCAGUCUCCAAGGAAACUGCCACGGCAGAGGUGGCAGCGGAGGUCAGUUCUAAGGUGUCCAACCUCCAGUGGCGGCUGCGGAAACUGUUGAUCCGUGCCCUGAACUGCCUGGAUCUCACGGAUCCCACGACGCGAAGAGAACUGUGGGCGGCCCUGAUCUACAUCCAAACCCUGCUGCGGAACUGGGACACAUGUUCGGAGGGCUUGACGCCCUCGCGGACGGCUACGCAGUGGAAGCAACUGGAAGCUUUGGUGGGACAGGGUGAGGGCCAAAGGAUCACAGAAUUCAAAGAUCUCAAAGUGCGGAAGGCCAACAAGGCUGGAAGCAAUUUUCUAUCGGCUGAUGUCAGGGAAGAACCUAGUGUGCCUGAGCCGGAACCAAGCAAAGCCCUUGGCAAGCGCAGGGCUGUAGUGCAUGCUGGAACGUAUCGCCCACACCAGAAGAUAAGGGAACUGCCGAGUGUUUUCCAUGCGGAUGAAGGUGUUGAACUAAAAUGCUCCCAGUGCCCGCGAGUCAUUACCAGCAACUGGUUCUGGCGGCACCCUGUUUCCGGCAAGGUGCGCGUAUUGGUCCCCCACAAAGGGCACACCUGCCCAACUAAGCUGGGCAAAAAGCGCCCGUGGCUGGCGCAGGGAAAUAUGCCCCAGAAGAACGAUCGCCUGGUGGAACUGAAUUUCUGCAUGCACAAUCGCCAGAAGCACUUCUGCAAAGAUUGUGGAGGUCGCUAUUUCUGUCCUCAUGGAAUGCGGAUUUACAGCUGCCUGUCUUGUAAGAGUCACGGGGCAGGCCCAGGCAAGACGGGUAAGACGGCCCCAGAAAGAGGACGUGUUGGCCAGCAGGUGAAGCAACAGAAACCCUUGAAGAAGCUGGUGCAAACGGAGCACAUGUCCAUAGCCAGUUUCAGCUCCUCCAUGCUGGUGCUGGAUCCCACCAAGCGGCCCUCAGCGCGGAAGGCCUUGAAACACGAAUUCCUAUCCGAAUCUUUUCCGGAUUAA
Molecule: messenger RNA, 3576 nt
Organism: Cladocopium goreaui
Lineage: Eukaryota; Dinophyceae; Suessiales; Symbiodiniaceae
Source: the annotation of a GenBank genome assembly